Nomia melanderi (Alkali bee) is the source of this 2542-nucleotide messenger RNA. RefSeq names its product hexosaminidase D. Lineage: Eukaryota; Metazoa; Arthropoda; Insecta; Hymenoptera; Halictidae. Gene Ontology annotation, biological process: carbohydrate metabolic process. Gene Ontology annotation, molecular function: hexosaminidase activity. The record is from RefSeq and is a predicted model, not a curated record.
UUAUUUUUUAAGAGGAAUACAUUUAGUGUAAUCUAAUUCCGUAUGCGAUUUAAUCAACGUUGUAGUAAUGGAGGAAAGAUGGACGACUUGACGUUUGGUUUGCACAGGCUGGUUCACUUAGACCUAAAGGGUGCUCCACCACGAGUUUGUUACUUCGAAAAGUUAUUUCCACUUUUGAGAACAUGGGGUGCUACCGGUAUCCUCAUAGAAUGGGAAGAUACAUUUCCAUACAAUCGAGAGCUUUCUCUUAUAGGGAGCAAUGGAUUAAGCAGUUUUACCAGUGGAUAUACAGCCCAAGAAGCUAGACAUAUCCUACAAAUAGCUGCAGAUUGCGGAUUAGCAAUUGUUCCUUUGGUACAAACAUUUGGUCAUAUGGAGUUUGUCUUAAAACACAAUGAAUGGAAAUCUUUAAGAGAAGUGGAGCAUUUCCCAAGCUCAAUUUGCCCAUCUAAUACAAGAACAUUGCCACUGAUUAAGUCCUUAAUUCGACAGAUAGUUAGUUUUCAUCCAGAUAUACAGUAUUUGCAUAUAGGUGCAGAUGAAGUCUGGCAUCUAGGUCUUUGUUCAGUAUGUACAAAACGUGCUGCCUCUAGUAAAUAUGGGAAGCCAUCUCUGUACUUGGAACAUAUUCUGGCUGUUGCACAAUAUGUGCAAGAAACAUAUCCCUAUUUAAAAAUUAUCAUAUGGGAUGAUAUGCUAAGAUCAAUAGAUUUACAGGUUUUGAAUGACCACUAUAUCGGGAAAUACGUAGAACCCAUGAUUUGGCAUUAUAAUGCUAGGGAUAAUUUUGCUCUACCCCAUGGACUGUGGGAUAAAUAUACUGCAGUCUUUCCACGUGUAUGGGCAGCCACUGCAUUUAAAGGUGCUACUGGAUCUUCACAACAUGUCCCGGUGAUAAGGCACCAUAUAAGUAAUCAUGAAAAAUGGUUAGAAGAAUUAAGUAUACAUGUGAAUAAAGUUCAUGAAUUUCGAGGAACAGCAUUUACUGGAUGGUCAAGGUAUGAUCAUUAUGCAACAUUGUGUGAAUUAUUGCCUACAUCAAUACCAUCACUAGCAUUAUGCUUGAAAGUUUGGCUUCAUGGUUAUACCGAACACAUACACAAUCAAGUGGCUAAAAGCUUAGGAUAUAUAGAUCAUCCUUUACAUAUAACACCACAGCCAAGACCUGCUCCAAUACCCAGUAAUUUGCUCUUUCCUGGAUGGCAGGUUGCAGUAGGUGUAGAGUGGUUCCUAAAUUUUAAAGCUAAAUAUCAUAAUAUUGUUGCUAGUGAACAAAUAUCGACAUGGAUGAAUCCUUGGCAAGUGGCUAACAAUUACACAAACCCAAUGCAGUUAGAAAAUUUAAUUCCUGCUUUCACGGAAUUACUGUUGGAAUUAUCUUCUUUAGAAGGUUACUUUAGGUUUCAAAUGGAAAGUAUUUUUUUCUCAACAAUGGUCGAUGAAUGGAUUGGUACAAACAUUCAACCCAUGAAAGGAAAACUCGUAGAAUUAAAACAAACUGCGGAAAAUCAAAUUAAGUUGAAUAGUCGUAUUUAGUGUUUUAGCAAGUAUCUCUUAAAGUAUCCGCUUUACAUUUGAAUGACCAACUCUAAUACAGGUAACACUUACAAAACGAUAGGCUGAUGAACAAAGUACGAAAAAAUCUAGUGAACUGUACAACUUUAUCUUAUAAGUAGAUGUAGCGAACUAAAAAAUAGGUUUAAGAAAAGUAAUAUCGUGUUGAAUACACGGGAUAUAAUUUUAUAAAAGAAUGGAUGAUUAUUUUAAUACUUGGCUUAGGGGUGAACGAAUUUGUGACAAUUGUCAUCAUCGAGCUUUGUCAUUUUGCGAGCUGUUCUGUGAUACUUGGCUAUGAAAGGAUUAUUAUAAUACAUUGGGUUGAGUCAUUGAUAACUGUUGUUGAUUUUUAUUAGAAAUUUAUUUUGUUUUAAAUACGAAGCUUGUAAUUAAAAUUAAUGUAUUAAUUUAUUGUUAAUUGUCUGUUCAUAUUUAUUUGACAUCUAUGGCUAAAGUGUUUGUGAUUCGACCCAAUAAUUAAGCUCAAUAACCAUAUUUAUUGGCUAUUGUGCUUACUACACUUGCUUCUAAACCAUUUGCGUUUCUUACAUAUAUAGUAUGUGCAAGUAUUUUUUCCACUCUUAGAAAGAAUUUCUCACAGAUUUUCUGAAAAUAAUACUGUUCAUCUGUAAAGAAGAUUAUAUGCAAUACGUAACAUAUUUCAUGGGAUCUUUUUUAUCAGUAUAUUUAUUAACUAAUCUAAUAGUUGUCUCUGAACUCUAUUUAUCGAUGUAACACAUUAAAUUAUCUGUAAAACAUAGGAAAAUUUCGAAUAUAGAUGAAGUAUGGAAAAAAAUAAUAAUGAAUAAUAAAUUUAAUUAUAUAUGCUCAUCUUACAAUUCUCUUUUAUAAUUCAUGGCCAUCUUGAAAAUAACGUUGUGUCACAGAAACAAAAGCAAGUAUCCAUUAAAAGGUGGAAAUUUCUUAAAAAUGCUUUUCCUCAUUCAGUUUAAACGACAUCGCAUUAUCAACGAAUCGACUAAAG